This is a messenger RNA of Penicillium brevicompactum, 2079 nucleotides long. RefSeq lists its product as uncharacterized. NCBI's taxonomy places the organism in Eukaryota, Fungi, Ascomycota, Eurotiomycetes, Eurotiales, Aspergillaceae. Bases 1 to 2079 code for a protein of 692 amino acids. Gene Ontology annotation, molecular function: magnesium ion binding. Gene Ontology annotation, cellular component: cytoplasm. The record is from RefSeq and is a predicted model, not a curated record. The transcript has a single exon. Gene Ontology annotation, biological process: dephosphorylation; L-serine biosynthetic process.
AUGCAACCUCUCACUGUAUCAUAUCUCAAUGGCAUUGACAGCCACAAUCACGCAACCACCAACCCGGUCUCGGUCGACAGUCCAAAACCAGUCAUCAUUGGCCUCUAUGGCCUCCCUGGAUCUGGCAAAUCAUUCUUGCUGGAUAUUCUCAAGUGUGGCCUGAGCCAUGCCGAGUUUUCCUUCUAUGAUGGCAGUCAGGCAAUUGCGGCGGCUACGCCUGGGGGGCUCCAAGCAUUUCAGAACUUGAACGAAGAUAGCAAAGAAAGGGUUCGUGAUCUUGCGAUUCGAAGGAUCAAACAGGACAGUUCCCACAGUGGGAGGAGUGCCAUAGUCACUGGACAUGCCAUGUUUUGGGCCGAAGAAAAAGCUGCCGGUCAACUGGUGUGCACACCAGCUGAUUUACACACAUACACUCACAUAUUGUAUUUGGAUGUGCCAGCCGAGAACAUCGCGGAGUAUCGUUCUGGUGAUCAGAAACGAAGUCGUCCAGCGACGUCAAUUGCUCAUUUGGAAAAAUGGCAGCAAGAAGAGAAAAAGCGAUUGCGUCACAUUUGCAGGUCGCACGACAUCAUUUUCACGACCAUUACUCAACGCCAGGUAUCAAUGGGGAAGAUUGUUCCUUUCAUUCAGGAUCUUAAGAUCCAUACAGAAGGCUUGAACUCCAGACUAGCCCAGCAACGCAUGGAUGACUGCAUAACGAACGGAUCUGAACGGUCGGAGACCGUGCUAGUCUUUGAUGCCGACAAAACACUCGCACCGCAGGACAGCGGUGAACUAUUUUGGGAGCUCGCUUCCGCACCUUCGGCUGAGGCGGAGGAGAGAUACACCUUGAAAAGUUUGUUCAGCAGCCCUUUGCACUACACAUAUACUGCCUUCCGCCAAGCGACCUUCCUCUGCGAAGAAGUCAUUGUCGACAACAAAGAAUAUGAUGAUUGCUGCGACAAAGUGGCUCUCAUGAUCAAGGUCCAUUCUGAGAUUUUAGAUCUUCUGCACUUAGUGUCAGGUCAGACUCACGUCCGCGCGCUGGUGUUGACCUGUGGGCUUCGCAGAGUCUGGGAGAAAGUUCUGAAGAGGGAGGGUCUGGCGAAAACAGUCACAGUGAUUGGUGGGGGGCGCUUCUCGGACGCUCUUGUCAUGACACCCGCUCUAAAAGCAGCACUCGUGACGCGUUUGCGUGAUGUGCACGACGCUUACGUUUGGGCCUUUGGCGAUAGCCCAUUGGAUGUGGAAAUGCUCCAAGCGGCGAACCAGGCGAUUGUUGUGACAGGUGACAAAGCAUUGAGAAGUACUAGCAUGGACGAGGCUUUGACAAGAUUAAUCGGGAAGGACGGAUUUCGGCCGCGCCAGGCUGUGCUCCCUCCAAAUGCAACCGCCCGCCUUGAUGCGUCCCGGCUGCCUUUAGUACAAUUGACGGAUCAAUUUUUUGUUGAGUCAUUAUUUGUCCGACGCCAAAACCUUCAUGUUCUUCAUGCUACUGAUCGUUUUGCGGCCCAGUUGCUCAUGACACCGAUGCGCGAUGCAGCGAUAUCGGGGCCAGCACUGCGGGAUGCACAUUCUAAAGUCGGAUGGUAUCUUGCCACUGAAUUCUGUACCCAGAUUCUUGGCGUUGAGACGUUCCACAUAACCCAUGUUCAAGGUCAUCAAACAGAUGGUUUUCGAAUUCUUCAUGAGAAAGAGACCUUGAUUGUGCCUUUGAUGCGAGGUGGCGAACCGAUGGCACUGGGUGUGAAUAGGGCUUUCCCACUCGCCAUGUUCCUCCAUGCAAAAUUCCCAGGCGAUAUUCAGCAUAAGCAUGUUGAAGGUCGCAAGACGAUCGUUCUCGUUGACUCGGUAGUCAACACCGGCCUAUCAAUCUUGGAAUUUGUGCAGCACAUUCGAGCCCUUCAUGUUUCUAUCCGCAUUGUCGUCGUUGCUGGUGUCAUUCAGACAAAAUCGGUUUCCACGAGUAGAAUUGCGCAAGAGCUCUCGCGAUUCCGGCGUUUGUCUCUCGUUGCUCUUCGCCUGUCAAACAAUCAAUUCACCGGCAAAGGGCCCACCGAUACGGGACACAGACUCUUCAACUCCGUGCUUCUUGAUUAG